UCUCCUCUGCAUCUACAUAGCCAUAGCUACCUCUUUCUCAAUCACUUGGAAACAAAAGAGGUUCAUAGAAGAAAGAAGCUGAAAGUAGUAGUAACAGUACUAGCAGUCCAGUUAAGAGGCUUAGCGGAAGGAAGGACCAAGAAAGAAAGAAAAAAGAAGUCAAAAAAGAAAUUAAAGUAGGGAGAUCUAACUAUCUUGAGAUCGAGUAGUAACGGACGGCUAGAAGAGGAUAACAGCUCAAUCAAUAGGCAGGAGGUAGAAGACAUGCGGCCGCGCAGAUUCUCAUUCGGGAGGGCAGAUGAGGCCACCCACCCGGAUUCCGUCCGAGCCACCAUCUCUGAGUUCGUCUCCACCCUCAUCUUUGUCUUCGCCGGAGAAGGCUCUGUCCUCGCUCUUGGUAAGAUGUACACGGACACAUCAGCAACGCCCUCUGGUCAGGUGGCGGUGGCCGUGGCUCAUGCGUUGGCCUUAUUUGUGGCCGUAGCCUCCAGUUCCAACAUAUCCGGUGGCCAUAUAAACCCAGCUGUGACUUUCGGUGCACUAGUGGGUGGUAGGAUCUCUGUCCUCUUAGCCUUCUAUUACUGGAUAGCUCAGCUCUUGGGUGCCGUUGUCGCAUCUCUCUUGCUCAGGCUCUGCACACAUGGCAUGAGGCCCGUGGGGUUCUCGGUGGCGUAUGGAGAAGGGGAAGUGAAUGCGCUGUUGCUGGAGAUAGUGAUGACAUUUGGGCUGAUGUAUACAGUAUAUGCAACAGCUUUUGAUCCCAAAAGAGGUAGCUUGGGGACAAUAGCACCCUUGGCUAUUGGGUUCAUAGUGGGUGCCAACAUACUUGCGGGAGGGCCCUUCGAUGGCGCAUCAAUGAAUCCGGCUCUAAGUUUCGGUCCAUCUCUGGUUGGGUGGAGGUGGAGGAACCACUGGAUCUAUUGGGUGGGGCCUUUCAUUGGGGCCGCAAUCGCAGCUAUCAUCUAUGAAUACAUACUUAUCCCAACAGAACCGCCACACACACACCAGCCCUUGGCCCCGGCAGAUUACUAGCUAUACCCCAGCUUAAUAAUUAGACUGCCUUUAAUUACUCCCCUGCCUCUGCCUCUGCCUCUUUCUCUGUGUUUCCAUGUCUCUGCGUUUCCAUCUGUUUGCAUAUGGUGUCUUCUCUAUUGAGUAAUCUGUAUUUGUGUCUGUCUACGUUGUAAGGUUACUACUAUAAAUAGUAAAUACCAACCGCCACUUUCCACUUUUUCCUUGUAA
This is a messenger RNA of Macadamia integrifolia, 1242 nucleotides long. Its product is annotated as probable aquaporin TIP3-2. Bases 265 to 1032 code for a protein of 255 amino acids. Gene Ontology annotation, molecular function: water channel activity. The record is from RefSeq and is a predicted model, not a curated record. Gene Ontology annotation, cellular component: membrane. The transcript has 3 exons. Gene Ontology annotation, biological process: transmembrane transport; water transport. Lineage: Eukaryota; Viridiplantae; Streptophyta; Magnoliopsida; Proteales; Proteaceae.